This is a messenger RNA of Epinephelus fuscoguttatus (brown-marbled grouper), 7397 nucleotides long. RefSeq names its product SET domain containing 5 (gene setd5). The transcript has 25 exons. The coding region runs from base 684 to 5264 and encodes 1526 amino acids. Gene Ontology annotation, molecular function: protein binding. NCBI's taxonomy places the organism in Eukaryota, Metazoa, Chordata, Actinopteri, Perciformes, Serranidae. The record is from RefSeq and is a predicted model, not a curated record.
GGCCGCCCAAGGAGAGAGCCCCUGCACUGUCGCCAGGGAAACCCCGUGGCGUGGUUGUGUGUCAGUUUCGCUGGGACCCGCGGUCGAUGCCGGUGAGGAGGGGGAUGGGCGCCUCUGCGAAUGUAAGGACCCGAGACAGAAUCAGAGCCCUGUAUCACAUACAGCAGCAUAUACCCCAUUAUAAAUAGCGACUGUAUAUAUACAAUACACUUAAAUACAUGGAUUUAUCCACCGGGGAUCUAUAAUAGACACUCAAUGGAUGCAGUGCACCUGAACAGGACAGGGAAUUUAACUUUCCGCCUAUGCGUGGGAGACACUGAGAAGUUUGUUUCCUACCCCUGGAGAGGGAGCUACUUUUAAGGGCAAAGGAUACAGGAGACUCCGAGGCCGACUUACAGGCCUACUGGUCUGGUUGGAUUCGAUGUUGGGAUACUCAAAGGACUUCCCAUUGUACAUGCAUCUGCCUCGUUUGUUCAAGUUUGGAAUGCCUCUUUAGGUCCCCCAUGACCGUGAGCCGUGGGCUACGGCUCAACGGCGCCCCACCUCUGGAGUGGUCUGUUGCUGUAGUUGGGACCCUGUGAUUCCUCCCCUCACCUCUCCUCCUCCCCCCAUCCUGUCCCUCCCCUCCCCCUCCCCCUCCUCCCCCUCUUCCCCCCCUCCCACGCGUCGCUGUGCUGGACGUCAUGAGCAUAGUAAUCGCGCUGGGAGUCACCACACCUGAAACGUCUUACUCAGAUAUGGCUGCUGGAUCAGACCCUGAGUCAGUUGAAGCAAGCCCUGCCGUGAAUGAAAAAAACUACAACAACCACAGCUGUGGGAGCGCACAGAGUCAUGGGUAUCGGGGACUACCAUAUGCUAUGCAACAGUCUUCCGUUGUGUGUUGUCAGGAUCACAACUAUGGCGCGCCCCCUCCCCCUACCCCACCCGCCUCCCCGCUUUCCCAAACCAUCAUUCCCCGCAUGGAUCUCAAUGGCAUGGUACGUGGCGCCCGCUAUCACGAAACUACUGAGGACAACUCAGCCGACAGCGACAGCUCCUCAGAGGAGGACGGGGCUGUGGCCAGCUGGUGUCACUGCAGCCUGACGCCGGAUGGCCUGCUCAUCAAAUGCGACAACUGCAGGGGACUUGACAGGAGGAAAGGAGCAAAAGGCCAACAUAGAAAAACGGAAAAUGUCUCAGCUGGAGAGAGCAGUGCCACUGAGAGUGGUGACGAAGAGGUGUCUCCCUCCACCAUCUCUUACACCGCCACCCAGCAUACACCCACCAGCAUCAAACUCACUGUCAACCGGGUUAAAAGAAGCAAAUCCAAAAAGAGAAAGAAGAGCACAGAGAAGGCUCGUGGAACACCGAAGGGCAAGAAAGUCAAGGCUUUCAGAGAGGGUUCUAGGAAGUCCAUGAGGAUGAAGAACUCAACAACAGAGGCGAGCGUGUUGGAUGAGAACACAGCAGAGGGAUGGGAGAGCAGGAUCCGCCAGUGGACAGACCAGUAUGAGGAGGCUCUAGCCAACCAGUACAGCGCUGACAUCCAGACACUCCUCCAGCUUCACCGCGCUGCCAGCACCACCGUCUCAAAGGCAGAAAGCGGCACUGCAACGCCUCCUUCCACCACACAGAUCCACGCCUCAGUCGAUGCCAUGGACACCAUCAACCGCACUGAGUUGGCCUGUAACAACACAGUGCUGGGCUCACAGAUGCAGCUCCAGUUGGGGCGGGUAACGCGGGUGCAGAAACACAGGAAGAUCCUCCGAGCAGCUAAGAACUUGGAGGCAGACACACUCAUCAUUGAAUAUCGGGGAAAGGUCAUGCUCAAACAACAGUUUGAAGUCAACGGGCACUUCUUCAAAAAACCCUACCCAUUUGUGCUGUUCUACUCAAAGUUUAAUGAUGUAGAAAUGUGUGUUGAUGCGAGGACCUUUGGAAAUGACGCCCGCUUCAUCAGGAGGUCCUGUACACCCAAUGCUGAGGUCCGACAUAUGAUUGCUGAGGGCAUGAUCCAUCUGUGUAUCUACGCUGUCAGUCAAAUCACAAAGGACGCUGAGGUCACCAUUGGGUUUGACUACGAGUUCAAUAGCUGUAAUUACAAAGUGGACUGCGCCUGCCAUAAGGGCAACCAGAACUGCCCAGUGCAGAAGCACAACCUGAGCCCCAGGGAGAGCUUACUCAGUACCCCCUCCCUGCCACCCCCCUCUCCCCUGGUGGGUGCUGAGACUCGACGGAGAAAAGCCCGCAGGAGAGAGCUGGAGAGCUGCCACGCUGGCGACAGCAACCAGACUCUGGACCAGCACCAGGAGGCCAAAGAACUACAGGGGACCAGUGACACAGAGGAGAGGCUGCUGGAUGAGCUGAAGGUGGAAGAGGGAGAGGAAGGAGAGGUGGAUGAAAAUGGUGUUGCCAUCUCCAGUAAAAGAAAUUGUAACAGCUUGGAAAGGAGGCGCAGGAGAGUUGGAGGAGCAGAGGUGAAGGAGGAGGGUGUUGAAAGUGAGGAUGGGGCAGGAAACCCCUCUGGAAACACUCCCAUACCCCACAACACUGGAGUGGGGGUCAGCACACGACGCACCACAUAUGUCAUGGAAGCACCGUCUAUUGAAGAAAAGACCUUAUUACCCAACCUGCCUGCUCCAACUGCUCCCCCAAAACCUGCUCGACCUACCAAGCCUCGGCCCAAAAGUCGGAUAUCUCGCUACCGGUCAAGUUCAUCCCAGCGUGCCCGGCGGCAGCGCCAAGCCCUCGCCCAGCAAGCAGCAGCAGCUGCUGCGGCUGCAGCAAUGGCAGCGACACCAUCAUCAGCUGAUCAGGGUGCUUCUUUGGAUGAAGAGGGAUCUCAGGGCCCAUAUGGUGCUGAACAUGGCCAUGGAGAGAGUGGUCCAGGGGGUCAUCUCCUAGAAGGAGAAGGCCAGGGUCUGAACUGCAUAAAUAGAGGCAACAUGCGCUACCCCAAGACCAAGAAGUACCUGGUGACAGAGUGGUUGAAUGACAAGGUCCCUGGAGGGGAGAAGGUUCACCAAGAGGUGCCCAUUGAGCGCCCACUGCGGAUAACCACUGACCCAACGGUGCUGGCCACCACCCUCAACAUGCUGCCAGGCCUCUCCCACUCAUCGCUCAUCUGCACCACACCCAGACACUACGUCCGCUUCGGUUCCCCCUUCAACCCUGAGAGACGCCGACCCCGUCCACUACAAAUGGACGGCACUUAUGGCUGCUACAAGAAGAGAUGGAUAAAGCAGGUGGAGGAUGAGAGCUGUUCAGCCAGUGUGGAGGAUGGCACAGAGUCCACCUCCUCCCAGCAAAGUACCAGUAGCAGAUCCACCCCCAACCCCUUGUCCAGUGAAAUCAACGCACCAUUUAAGAAGCGCCGCUCCAAGUAUAUGCCAGAGACAACACCAGUACCCUCGGACCACCUGCUUCGCCCGCUGUCACCCAUUACACCGCCGCUCCCAGAGGACUCCCUACACCCGCCAUUCCACACACCCUGUGGCUCCUUGCUGCCCAACGGCUUGGCUUACUCCCCCAUGCCCUCGCUGCCGGCCAGCCGCUGCAACACGCCGCUGCAGUUUGAAAACAUAUCAUCACCUGAGGCAUCUCCUGUUCACCGGCCGGAGUCCAUCUCUCCUGAGCCAUGUCUUCAGACAGACUUUGACAUCCCUCGGCCUCAGUUCCCAGACCUGUCGCUCCCUUCUAGCUUGGAGAGUCCCGUGGCUGUGACCUCAGACGACUUUUCCCUUCCUGGAGGGCCUUCAGGCCACGAUUCCCAGGGCACAUCAUCUGUAGGGACCAGUUCCCUAAACCCAGUGUCCUGUCCUUCCUCAGACCUAACCUCGCAGAACAGGGAGCAGGCCUUCAGGACAGAGUUCAACCUUAUAUACACCUGCUCGCCCCUCAACGCAAACUUGGGGAAUCCUGUGGCCACCGAGCGCCAUCUCUCCCAGUCAGAGGGUGGCUUUUCCCCAGCAGAGUCCUUCCACAGUUCCAUAAGCGGCCAGGGACUGCUGGGAGAUGUGGGCCCCGGUUCCAUGUCACCCUAUGGCGAGCCUCAUUAUGGGGGAGGCUACCCGGAUAGUGGCACACCUCCUCACACCAGCAACCCACCACAAAAGAAGAAGAGGGCCAACCAGCAUACCAUUAGUCUGCUGACAGGGAAGCCAGAUUACCAGGCUAUAGCUGUAAGAAGUGAAUACAAGCCAGUACAAAAUAUGGUGUCUCUGCUGGAGUAUCGCAAGAGGAAGCAGGGCAGCGGUCGUGACUCGGAGCCAGCCGCCAGCAGCUCGUCUCUGAGCAGUACCCCCACACGGCCUGGCUCCCACUAUAGCCAGGACUCCCACCAUCCUCACUGCCAUCAACAGAUGCAGCCCCAGGUCUCCCCACACAGCUCCUUCUCUUCCUCAGCACACUCAUCCUCCAUCCCACAGAUAGAGGAGGUCAGUCCUCCAGACCACCAGGGCUCAUCGGCGCAUUCCAGACGCCAGGACAACAACAAUCAGUGGAUGGUCCCCACUACUGUUGAACGCCUAAGGGAAGGCCAGGGGGUUCGGGAGCGAGUGCUAAGAAGCAUCAAGAUGGAGCGCAUUUACAAGAGGAGUGAUGGCUCUACAGAGAAGGAAUCUGAUGCAGAUCGAUAUGAGAUGCAAGCAGUGUCUAUGGCUUCUCCCAUGAAGAGCCCACACAGAUACAGUCCCUCUGUUUACUCACACCAGUCAUCAGAAAGCCACCGGCAGACCGACAGCCCAUCGUUCCUCCAGCAAACCUCCAAUUCUCCAUUCCGGGGUAAUUACAGUCCCUCAUCAGGCCAGAGCUUCUACCCACGCCUCUCCACCUCUCAUCCUGGAGUGUCCCAGGACCACCCUCCAUCCUCCUACCACAGUCACACCCCCACCUCCACCUCCUCCUCAGACUCCAGGCCAUCAGCGGGCUCUCUACACCAGCAGAGUGGCAGCAGUAACGUGGAUGGAGGCCACGGCUACAGCAGCAGCCACUUAAAAGCAAACCUUUUGAACAGCAGCGGCCUGCCGGGUACUCCCAACCCGGGACCGAGGGCCCACGGGCAGACUAAAAUAGACUUGGGUGCCCAGGCCUCCAGAGGGGGUCAGCAGCAGGCAUCUCGCAGCCUGAAGUCGGGCAGCCCGGGCCAGGUGGCACUGCAGGCCGGCUCCAGGCUGCUGUCGGCCACCGGACCGACACACUACCCACAAAGAGGGACAAGCCUCAGUCAGUUCCAGCACUCCCCUCUUCAGGGACCCGGAGUAAGGACACAGUCAGGAAGCUUUUAGGACCUUGUUCAAGUGUGUGUGUGGAUGUGUGUGUGUGUGUGUGUGUGUGUGCGUGUGUGUGGGGAUAUGCGUGAGUGAGUGUGUGUGUGAGUGUGUACGAAGCUGCGUACCUCCUCAACCCCUAAAGCUGCGGUGAAAUGGGGCUCAGGGAGUUUGGGGAGGAGAAAUGUACAGACCUAAGAGGAGCAAGGACUUCUUUACGGAUUUCUCCUUUUCUUAUUUUCUGUCUUUUCUUUCUUUAUUUUCAGAAAAAAAAAACAAAUUACCACAUUCUGCACAAAAGUAAUCAUUGACUUUGGACAUCAUUACGGAAUCGGUGGAAAAAGGAUUUGGAUGACACAUUCUGAAAAAGAAAAAAAAAAAAACAAGAAAUCACAUGUAACUUGAAAUUGUCCCCAGUGUUUCCUCAUGUGCCGGACUGUGCAAACAGGCUCUCUGUCGGAAAGUAAAAAAUUUCCACACAAAUGUCUGUACAAAGUUAUAAAAAAGCCGUACCUGUCGCCAUGGUACCCAGGGUGGAUAAAUGCUGAGAUGCAUAUGUAACUGAAAGCAAGAGUUGUUUUAUUUUUAUUUUUAUUUUUUGUCAACGUUACUUUUUUGAUUUGGCGAGUGGCCGAGUCUGUGCUGCAGUAAAUAAGUGUUUGAUUUGGAAAGGGGGGGGGAGGGGAGGGGGGAAUGCAAGCAAAGAUGACAUGUUAAUCAUCCGUUCUAAAGAUGCAUUAGAGAGGCGGGGAGGAGGGGUUCUCCCUGGAUAGGAUCAUUCCAUAUGAUUGCCAGCUUCCGUGUUCUCUCACUAAACAUAAAAAAACAGCCCUUUUUCUCUCAAGGUUCUCCGUUGGUUCCAAUGCUCUGUUUUGUCUUGGUUAUCAUCUGUUCUCUCAUCCCCACUGGACUGUUUUGAUUUCACAUUAGGACUACUUCACUGUAGACCUCAGAUAUUGUACUUGAGACAUACAGGUCUUAUGAUUCAUGGUGCUGCAUUCUUGUUUUUUUUCCAAUAAAUUUGAAAUCCAGUUACGUUCCCCACAUAUGGCUGCAUUCAUCUUGUCAUUAUAUCAGUUGAAAUCAGUUUUAUUUUUCUCCAAAUUCAUAUUAAUCAUGUAUUAUGGUGAUGGGAUGCAGGAAAAUAAUCCAACUUUUUUCUAAGCUAAAAUGUUGGGUUUGACUGUUUUUGUCCUGCAGGAUUUCUUUUAAGAAGAAAACAACAAAAUAUUUAUAUGGAAGUUUUUCUGACCAAUCCUUGCAUUCCGCGUGACACCAAGGAAAACCAGGGAGGGAAUCUCUGAAGGAGUGUUGGGAUUGUUUAUUAAACCUAGGUUAAAAAAAAGCUGCUACGUUCUCCUGUGAGAGCUGCUUCCCCUUCCACACAAUGCUGUAUUUUUAUUUUUCCUUUUUAUUUUUCCUUACAAACUGACUGUGACGAUUGUCCUGACCGCCGCAGUGGGACCUCACACCGACGUUAAGAUGACAGCUGGGGGGGGGCAGCAGAAGCGGCCCUCUCCUCCCUCUCAGACUUUUAUUUUGGACCGGAUGUGGGGAAAAAAACAGCCACGCUUGUGUGGAAGACUUCAAGGACCGAGGGCCCGGUCACAAGACUGGACCCCACCCGCCACUACACCCACUGGCCCCUCCCUCCAGUUAACCAACACACAGAAGGGUACUCAUGUUACAUGAAUGUUUGACAGAUUGAAAAAAAUAAAGUUGUGACCCAAAAUUAACCAGCACCUUAAAAUGAAUGAAAUAAAGCCUAAAAGACACAAUAGAACAAUAUGUAUGAUUAUGUGUACUUGUAUAGAAAGAAAUGUGAUUAUAGACUUGUAUGGAGAAAAUAUAGUACACUGAAUUUAUCGCAUGAUAUUUGUUUUUAGGGUCUGAGUGACCAACUCUGUCAGAUGGUUGGAAGCUAAUCAUUGGGUCUGUUCCUCCAAAAUAACAGAUUCUGCAUUCUCUUUUGUUUUGUAAAGAUCAUUCUAUUGCUUUUGUUUUAUUUUUACACAGAUCAUAGUAGUAACUAUUUCAAUUGUUCCCCUCCAAAAGGUUUAAGAAGCAAGAGAUGUAAUGCAUUUUGAUAAUAAAAUAAUCAUGAUGGUAAUGUCUUUUGAAAACUACCAUUGUGAUUUGUCAUUUUAGGGA